This is a messenger RNA of Fusarium poae, 2763 nucleotides long. RefSeq lists its product as uncharacterized. The coding region runs from base 1 to 2763 and encodes 920 amino acids. Gene Ontology annotation, cellular component: cytoplasmic stress granule. Gene Ontology annotation, biological process: cytoplasmic stress granule assembly. The transcript is spliced from 4 exons. Gene Ontology annotation, molecular function: RNA binding. NCBI's taxonomy places the organism in Eukaryota, Fungi, Ascomycota, Sordariomycetes, Hypocreales, Nectriaceae. The record is from RefSeq and is a predicted model, not a curated record.
AUGCCCGGUCCGAAGAAGGAUGGAAUAGCCGGUGGAGGCUCUGGAGGCAAGCAGAAUGGAAAUCGUUCUUCUUUCCGAACCGAUUCGGCUAUCUCCAAGAACCGAUUUGGCAAUGAGCGGGUUCUUCAGCCCUGGGUUCCCGAUGCGAACGACACUUUCAAUGGCAGUCUUGAAAAGGCCAGCGGCAGUGGCACCUGGGACCAGUUUGCUGAGAAUGAACGACUCUUUGGUUUGAAGACUAAUUACGACGAGAACUUUUAUACUACCGCUAUCGACAAGAGCCAUCCUGAUUACAGAGAGCGGUCAGCUGCCGCAGACAGGAAGGCUCGUGAAAUCGAACGUAGCGCGCCUACCACUGCCCACGUGGCUGAGGAACGUAUCAUGGACUACGUUGGUGGAGAGGACGGGGGUGAUGAAGAGGACAAAUACAGUGGUGUUCGACGCCAGGACUUCCCGCCUCUGUCGGCUGGGCGGGAGAACAAAUACACUCCACCAGCCAAGCGUGCACCUAUGGCCCAGUCCACUGUCAAAGGAGCUCCCAUCGACCCUGCUAUCAUUUCCUCGCAGAUCAAAGCGCCUCCAAAGAAGCAGAACACGCCCACCCCUGAAGAAUCAAAACCACAGGCUUCUGAGGCGACCAAGAAUGGGUCAGUUUCUAAGACUGAAGCACCAAAGGUCUCUGCGGAAGCCAAAGCCGCGGAGGCACCCGCCAACAAUGCUAAGCCCGCUGCACAGCCUGGCAACAGCAAGGCAGUCGAGACGAAGCUAAACGAUACAUCCAAGGCCAAUCCCGGUUCCUCGAACGAAGCCCCUAGCGCACCCGUUGCCACUUCCACUGUCGAACGUGAUGUGCUGAAGGAAUUCAAGGCAUUCGCCAACCGAGAGCGUCAGAUAACGGAGAAGGCUCGGAACAACAAAGCCAAGCAAGACAAGGAGGUCAAAUUAACGGAACUCAAGAAAUUUGCCAACUCAUUCAAACUCUCAACUCCGGUCCCCACAGAUCUGGUUUCUAUCAUCGCCAAAGAUCCUCUAAAACAACAGCAGAUUCAAGCCAAGGCCAUCAAGAAUGCUGAAGAGGUGGCCAAGGCCAAGGCUAGUGCUGUAACAAAGGACAAGGUUACUCCGUCAAAGGAUGCCCAGCCCAAGACUUCCGGCCAAGGCACUCCUUCCGCUGCUGGUACUUCUGUUCCUCCCAGUGACACACGCGCAGCUCGUGCCCCGGCCGGCGCCCAGCCCGCAGCGACAGCUGGAAACCAGCCUCGCCAUCCCAGUGCUCGUCAGCAAUAUGCUCAGCAACCUUAUCACGGACAGCAAUACCGAAACAACCGUAUGCCUCCGCCACAGCAAACAGGCAACCUGGCCUCGCGACUCCGUAACGUUGAGCAACAGAAGUUCUCUCAGCCUCCAGUACCUCACCAGCCUCAUGCUCCUGGUCAGGGUCAGGAGAUGCGUGCCCCGCCAACAGGACCAGCCAGCGGUGUCGAAACUGUUUACAACCGACGCCUCAGCGGCAACCCUAGCCACAUGGGUGCAAAGUUGAACCCUAACAGCCACGAAUUCAGACCCAGCCCGUUCGCAGCUGCUUUCAAUCCCAACAGUCAUGCCAGUACAGCUUCGAGCCCUCGAUCUGCAGCAAACAACGUUGAUACUACGACAAACAAUACCGUGUCUGACGGUCAGCUUAUCCGCCGCAAGACCAAGGCCAUCGAUGUUAAGAAGUGUUAUAUUCUGUCGCAUAUUCAAACCUUGACCCCUCCUCAGGGUCGAAACUGGGAUGACAAUGCUGGCCUGCGUCCCUCCUAUGACACCUUGCCGACUUGGCGACAGCUCCAGGACAAUGAGAAGCCAGAAUCUACCAUGCAUCUGACUUACAAGGAGUAUUUUGAGCGUCAGCCGUUUGGCGGACCUGCGCUGGCUACUCCCAACCCGCAGCAUGUCGUUCCUCAGAUCCCACACCAGCAUCAACUGCCUUUCCAUCUCCAGCAGGGCGCACACAACAUGGCUCCUAGGGGAUCGCCUCAUAUGCCUCCCAUGCAGAUGCACACCCCUCAGCACAGUCACGUGCCCCACCCACCAUACGGUAACGACGACCACAGGAUGAUGCACUCCAACUCGGCUCAGUCAUUUGCUUCACCUCGUCUUGGUAACGUGCCUGUGGCGUAUAACUCACCUCAAGUACCAUACAACCAAGCCGUUUUCAUGGGACCCGGCACGCCUCAAAUGAACCAGUACCGCAACUUCUCCAACAAUCACCAGUACAUGACACCUCAGCAGGGCCAAAUGGGCGGUCCUAUGAUGAUGCCGCAGCAAUUUAUGCCCGGACCUCAAGGGAUGGUUCCUGGCCCGCAGAUGAUGUAUCCUGGUGGCCACCCGCAAUUCAUGCCUCCGUCCGGACCUCAGCCAGUGCCUGGUGUUAACGGUUACCCAAGCCCUGGUCGUCCGGCGGCACCAAUGAUGGCGCAUCAAGGAUCGCAACAGGGACAGCCCAUGUAUGGAAUGAGCCCCAAUGUGCAAUACAACCAGCCGGUCUUUAACCCGGGCCAGCAAGGCGGUCCAAUGAGAGGUGGAUACGGUAGCCCUGGUCCUCAGCAUUUCGGUACAAGCCCUCAGCAAGGUCACCAAUAUGGUGGGCAGCACAGGAAUGGGGGCAACUAUAACAAGGGUUACGCAAACCAGGGAGCACACCAGACACCUCAGGCAAACCAUGCCGUGCCUGCCGCGAACCCAGCUCGACCUUCCGAAGCAUCGGAUGAGGCCAAAUAG